AUGUUCAAAGCAUCAACAUAUCUCUGGUGUUGUUGUUUACGUAGAUGUCAUGUACAACGUGUUCGAGGUCAUCCAGCAGCUGCUCUUCAUCAUUUAACACAUUUUCCACCUUAUGAAGUUGAUGAACAAGUUCUCCCAUUCAGUCCAACACGUCAUUAUGGUACUGGAACCGAAGAUGAUCCAUUUACUAUUUACCGUGAUCCACAAUUAAUUGGAAAAGACAAUUUGAAACGUUUACGUUUUGUUUGUAUUUCUGAUACACAUAAUCAAAUUCACAAAAUUAAAAUUCCAAAUGGUGAUGUUUUUGUGCAUUGUGGUGAUGCUGUUCGUUGGUCAAGUGCUGCUCGUGAUAUAUUAGUAUACAAUGAAUUUGUUGGUGCACUUCCACAUAGACAUAAACUCUUUAUCGGUGGUAAUCAUUGUGUUUGUCUUGAUCCAAAACGACCUGAACAAAGUCAAAAAAUACUUAGCAAUAUGAUUUAUUUACAAGAUUCAAUGACUGAUAUUGAAGGUGUACAGAUUUAUGGUAGUCCAUGGAGACCAAAACGUGGAAUUAUUUAUCCAGCUGAAGCAUUUGGUUAUGAUCCGGCACGUAUACGAGAAGAAAAAUGGUCGAAUAUUCCCGCUGAUAUCGAUAUUUUACUUACACAUGGACCACCUUAUAGUGUUCGUGACUAUCAUCCACUUACAGACGAACGAAUAGGUGAUCCCGGUUUAUUAGAUGAAGUUAUAACAAGAGUUCGACCACGUAUUCAUCUUUUUGGACAUAUGCAUAAAUGUCGAGGUGCUAGUUUGUAUAAAAGUGAAAAUAAUCAAGUCCUUGAAGGUGAUCAUUUCCAACCACAAUCAAAUGAUAUUCUAUUUGUUAAUCUUGCGAUUCAUCAAGGAAAAACUCUUGGUGAACCAGUAGUUAUUGAUUAUUAUUAUUAA
Molecule: messenger RNA, 930 nt
Organism: Adineta steineri
Lineage: Eukaryota; Metazoa; Rotifera; Eurotatoria; Adinetida; Adinetidae
Source: the annotation of a GenBank genome assembly